This is a messenger RNA of Hydractinia symbiolongicarpus, 1627 nucleotides long. Its product is annotated as pituitary tumor-transforming gene 1 protein-interacting protein-like. Lineage: Eukaryota; Metazoa; Cnidaria; Hydrozoa; Anthoathecata; Hydractiniidae. Gene Ontology annotation, biological process: protein import into nucleus. The transcript is spliced from 8 exons. The coding region runs from base 148 to 660 and encodes 170 amino acids. The record is from RefSeq and is a predicted model, not a curated record. Gene Ontology annotation, cellular component: nucleus; cytoplasm.
AGAAAGAUAAUUGACUUUUUCCUUUAAUUUAUAGAUUUAAGAAAUAAACAAUCUCAAAGGAGCUGGAAUUGUUUUUUCUUAACUAUCAUUUUCUCUUUUUAGGAUCAGGUUUUAAUUAUUUUAAAAAAUAAUAGUAAGUAAAUAAAAAUGAAAGCAGAAUUUGUGUUAAGUACAUUGCUGGUCCUGUUUUUAUCAACUCUAGUUACUGAAUCCUCAGCUUUGUGUAGUGAUAAAGACAACACUAGUUGUUCUGAUUGUGUAAAAGAUUUUGAUUGUUACUGGUGUGUACCUACAAAGAAAUGUGGUGAACGACCAACCAUAAAGCCUUCAAAGAGCGAGUGUGAUGGCAAAUGGUAUGCUUUUUCUCAAUGCAAAGUGUCUGGAAAUUUCUUGUUAAUCGUCAUACCAAUUUGUGCUUUUGUUAUACUGGUGAUUGCGAUUGCAUGUAUAUAUUGUUGCUGUUGUCGAAACUGUUGCAGGGAGCGUAGAAGAAAGAAGUGGGCCAAAGAAGACAAUAGGAGUGAUCAACGCAAAAAAGAAAGAGAGGACCGCCACGCAGCCAAGGAUGAAGAGAGAAGGCUAAAACACGAUCAAAUCCGUAUGAAGUAUGGUUUGUUCAAGGAGAAUGAACCAAAAUAUGAGAAAUUUGACGCAUCUUAAAGUGUUGUAACUGUUGUUAUGACGUCAAAGGUUAUGGUUUAUGUGUAUAAUUGGUGUUUCUGAUUUUGGUGAUUUUUUAUUCAAGCGUUUUAAUAUUCUGAAAAGGUUUCAUAUAACAUAAAUGGUUGAUGCUAUAUAUUUAACUUCAGCCGGAUUUUCUAGCACCUACCCUUAUAGAAUUGCAAACGAUAAAAAAAAUAUAUAAUAUUUCAUGUAAUAGAAUUUACGUUUAGUUUGAAUACUGCCUAAAAACUUGAGCCUAAAAUUUGAAUUGUCACGUGUGCUAAGAAGGUUAUGAAAUACACACAGUGUUACUUUUUGUAUUCUAUAAGCGAUAACACCAUAAGAUAGUCUUUUUCAGUUAUCUCAGUUUUGUUGUUUUUUAGGACCACUUAUGUAUUUAGUUUCGGUUAAGAAUCUCGAUAAAUACUUACAUAUCAACUAAAAAUGUGCUAAGUGUGGUCAAUGUUUUCUCGAUGGGUGAAAUCUUGUAACUGAAUGUUGUGAAUAUCAUAGGAUAUAAUACUCGUCAUGAGUUUUUUGUUAGCUCUUCUGCUUCAAAUAAAUUGGAAUAUUUUCGUGUUUUUAUAAAUAUUGCAUCUAAAAAAAAAAACAUGUAAAUGGUACACGAGAGUGUUUAUAUUUCAUAAAUUUCCCAUCAAGAUAAGCAAAGUAAAAUAUUUCAAUGUUUUGAGGUGUGGGAGCCCCGUAUAGUUAAACCCUGAGUAGUAACACCGUAGUGAUAUUUGGUGUAUAGUUUGCACAUUUAACCAUGACGACGGUUUCAAGAGAGUUUUUUUAUGUUUUUGUGCUAAAGAAUGUGAUUGUGUUGUUGUGGAGAGGUGUAUAUUUUUAUGAGAUGUAAUUAUAAAAUUGUAGAGGUAUUUUUGUAUUAAAAGUGUUUGCACAAAAAUUCUUAUAUUCCUGUACAUUGUUUUUUUCUGAAUAGAAAUCAACGGUGAUCAAA